AUGCCGAAAAAGCAUACAACGUCGAAUAAAACGAGGAAGAGAAAGGGGAAAGACAUGGAUCAGAUUAUUGAGGAGAUGAGAUCAGAGAAGCAACGGUGUUCCACGACUAAGCACGUAGACCUCAAUCUCGAUUUGCCAGGUGAUGGACAGUUCUACUGUAAUGAAUGUGCUCGAUAUUUUAUCAAUGACAAAUCUCUCAGUAGUCAUAAGUCAAGUAAAGUUCACCGACAGCGAUUAAAACGAUUGCGAGAGCCGGCAUAUACGCAGCGUGAAGCUGAAGAAUCUGUUGGGUUAAAAACUGCAAUCUUUGCUUGA
Messenger RNA from Cercopithifilaria johnstoni, 315 nucleotides. The record is from the annotation of a GenBank genome assembly. Lineage: Eukaryota; Metazoa; Nematoda; Chromadorea; Rhabditida; Onchocercidae.